GCAGAAGCGACAGUGAUCGGAGGGCGACGAGAUUUUAGGGGCAGCACCUAAAGCACAAUUCGAGUCCUGCGCCAGGGCACGGGCCAUUGUCCGGAUCCAGAAAGUCGGUCACCGGGGAAGAAAAAUGGCCAGUGAUACACCAGGUUUCUACGUGGACAAACUUAACAAAUUCUCCCAGAUACACAAAGUAAAGAUUAUAUAUAAAGAAAUUUCUGCUACAGGACCUCCACACGACAGAAGGUUUACAUUUCAAGUUAUAAUAAAAGAGAGGGAAUUUCCAGAAGCUGAAGGUAGAUCAAAGCAGGAGGCGAAAAAUAAUGCUGCCAAAUUAGCUGUCGAAAUACUUGAUAAUGAUAACAAGGUGGAUAGUCACACGGAUGCUUCUGAACAAGGUUUAAUAGAUGGGAACUACAUAGGCCUUGUCAAUUCUUUUGGCCAGAAGGAAAAUCUGCCUGUAAAUUUUGAACUGUGUGACCCCGACUCCCAGUUCCCUCACAGAUUUAUUUGUAAAUGCAAAAUCGGGCAGACUACGUAUGGUACUGGUUUCGGCGCUAACAAAAAGGAGGCAAAGCAGUUGGCUGCCAAAAAUGCGUAUCAGAAGCUGUCAGAGAAAAGCCCAUCGAAAACUGGCUUUGUCACAUCUUUAUCCAGUGACUUUUCCAGCAGCUCGUCUAUAACAAGUAACUCUGCUUCUCAGUCAGCAUCUGGAAGGGAUUUCGAGGACAUGUCUAUGAAUGGUCUCAGAGAAAAAAGGAAAUCAGGAGUGAAAGUGCCAUCUGAUGAAGUGCUAAGAAAUAAAUAUACCUUGGACGACAGGUUUAGCAAAGACUUUGAAGACAUAGAAGAAAUUGGCUCGGGUGGAUUUGGCCAAGUUUUCAAAGCAAAACACAGAAUCGAUGGAAAGACGUAUGCUAUUAAGCGCAUUACAUAUAACACCAAGAAGGCAAAGCGUGAAGUACUAGCACUAGCAGAACUCAAUCACGCCAACAUUGUUCAAUACCGAGUUUGUUGGGAGGGAGAGGACUAUGACUAUGAUCCCGAGAACAGCACAAACGGUGACACAAGUCGAUACAAGACCCGGUGCCUCUUUAUCCAAAUGGAAUUCUGUGAUAAAGGAACUCUGCAGCAGUGGUUGGAAAAGAGAAAUCGGAGUCAGGAGGACAAAGCUUUGGUUUUGGAGUUAUUUGAACAAAUAGUGACAGGAGUGGAUUAUAUACACUCGAAAGGUUUAAUUCAUAGAGACCUUAAGCCAGGUAAUAUAUUUUUAGUGGAUGAAAAACACAUUAAGAUCGGAGACUUUGGCCUUGCAACAGCCCUGGAAAAUGAUGGAAAUCCUCGAACAAAGUAUACAGGAACUCCUCAAUACAUGAGUCCAGAACAAAAGUCAUUGUUAAUGGAAUAUGGAAAGGAAGUGGACAUCUUUGCUUUGGGCCUUAUUCUAGCUGAACUUCUUCACAUAUGCAAAACUGAUUCAGAGAAAACAGAGUUUUUCCAACUUCUAAGAAAUGGCGUCUUCUCCGAUGAUAUUUUCGACAACAAGGAAAAAAGCCUUCUACAGAAAUUACUCUCAAGUAAACCCAGGGAACGACCCAAUACGUCUGAAAUCCUGAAGACUUUGGCUGAGUGGAAGAACAUCUCGGAGAAAAAGAAAAGAAACACGUGUUAGGGCUUUUAACUGCAGUCUGAAGUGGAAUGUCAGAGAACAAUGAACUUCUUCUCUUAACACUCUCCC
Rattus rattus (black rat) is the source of this 1732-nucleotide messenger RNA. It is a transcript of the gene Eif2ak2, whose product is annotated as eukaryotic translation initiation factor 2 alpha kinase 2. The record is from RefSeq and is a predicted model, not a curated record. NCBI's taxonomy places the organism in Eukaryota, Metazoa, Chordata, Mammalia, Rodentia, Muridae. Gene Ontology annotation, molecular function: protein kinase activity; double-stranded RNA binding; ATP binding. Bases 125 to 1666 code for a protein of 513 amino acids. The transcript is spliced from 16 exons. Gene Ontology annotation, biological process: protein phosphorylation.